CAUCAACCACCAAAACCCGUCUUUUGUUCUCUUCCUUGAGAGGUUUUUGUAGGGUUUCACUUUCAUCUUCUUCGUACAAGCUCCGCCAAUAUAUUAUAUACACAUACAGAGAGAGAGAGAGAGAGAGAGAGAGAGAGAUAGUGAAAUGGGUUCUCUGAAAAAUGGAGUCGGGAGAGGACAACUCGAAGACAAAGAAGAAGAAGGAGGAGGAGAAGAGGAACCCAUAUUAAUGGAGAAAUCACAGAGGUUUUGUAUGUUUCCAAUUCGAUACCCACAACUUUGGGAGAUGUACAAGAAGUCCCAAGCUAGUUUUUGGACCGCUGAGGAGGUGGAUCUAUCCCAGGAUGUGCAGCAGUGGGACUCUUUGUCUAAUUCUGAGAAGCACUUUGUAAGCCAUGUGUUGGCAUUUUUCGCCACAUCUGAUGGGAUUGUUUUGGAGAACUUGGCUGCUAGAUUCUUAAAUGAUGUUCAAAUUCCAGAGGCUCGGGCAUUUUACGGAUUCCAAAUUGCAAUGGAGAAUGUACAUUCUGAGAUGUACAGCUUGCUUCUGGAAACAUACAUCAGGGACUCGAGGGAGAAACAUAGAUUGUUCAAUGCAAUUGAGAAUAUUCCUUGUGUCGCUCAAAAAGCCAAAUGGGCUUUAGAUUGGAUUCAAAGCUCCAACUCAUUUGCAGAAAGACUUGUUGCCUUUGCAUGCAUUGAAGGAAUAUUUUUCUCAGGGAGCUUCUGCGCCAUUUUUUGGCUUAAAAAGAGGGGACUCAUGCCAGGCUUGACAUUCUCAAAUGAACUUAUUUCCAGAGAUGAGGGUCUCCACUGCGAUUUUGCUUGUCUACUAUACAGUUUGUUACAGAAGCAACUACAGUGGCAAAAAGUCCAUCACAUCGUGCACAAAGCUGUUGAAAUAGAGACCCAGUUUGUUUGUGAAGCUCUCCCGUGUGCAUUGAUUGGCAUGAAUUCAACACUUAUGAGCCAAUACAUAAAGUUUGUUGCUGACCGUCUUUUGGUUGCUUUACAGUGCCACACGAAGUACAACGUAGAAAAUCCCUUUGAUUGGAUGGAGUUUAUUUCCUUACAAGGAAAAGCCAACUUCUUUGAGAGAAGGGUGGGUGAUUAUCAGAAGGCUUCUGUUAUGUCAGGCCUACAAGAUGGUGCAAAAAACUUUGCCUUCACACUUGACGAGGACUUCUAGUGAUUAAAUUUACGGAAAUGCGUCGGACCCCAGUAAACCCCACCCCCACCGACCCCAGUGCCACGUGGCACUGCGGGAUUGGAAGGAAAGAAAAAAAAAAGAAAAAGAAAAGAAAACUGGCCAAUGGGGACGCGUCACGUCACUGGGGGUUGACCCCAGUAGGGGUGUGUAGCAGCGUUGUUAAAUUUAUUUCGGCUUCUUACAAUUAUCAUGUAGAUGCUGAAACAGGGCAUUCAAAAAUUUUUAACUAUUAUUUAUCGUGACAUUAUGUUUAUUGUAAACUGUCAUUUACACUCAAUGCAAAGGCAUCAUUUCAUUGUCUGAUAUAUGAUGUCCUAGCGAAAAAAAUGCUUAUCUGACCAGCGUGCUAAUUUUAUUAUAUAUAAAAAUCAGGUUGUUUCUGAAUA
Molecule: messenger RNA, 1596 nt
Organism: Camellia sinensis
Lineage: Eukaryota; Viridiplantae; Streptophyta; Magnoliopsida; Ericales; Theaceae
Product: ribonucleoside-diphosphate reductase small chain A
Biological process (GO): deoxyribonucleotide biosynthetic process
Molecular function (GO): oxidoreductase activity
Source: RefSeq, a predicted model, not a curated record